GGCGAGAAAAAAAAACUUCAUGGCAGAAGAAAAAGUUACCACGACGAUACUUUCGCUCUUUGUGUGUGCAGAAAAUAAUCCUUGAAAAUCCUGGGAAUAUUGCGGAAUAUACCUGCUUAAUUUGUGCUUAAACGGUCGAAGAAACGAUCGCGAAUACAAUGGAGGAAGAUUGGGAACAACUCAGCGAGCAGGAUAAAGUGCCAAUCCCUGCUAAAAAACCUGACGUCAACAAAUGGGAUGGCGAGGACGAGGAGGAGGAAGUGAAGGACAGCUGGGAAGAUGAGGACGAAGUCGAGGAAAAGAAGGACGAGGAAAAAGUAGAAACCCCAAAGGCCAAGCCGAAAAAGACGUUGCAGCAAAAGAUAGCAGAAAAAGAGAAACAAAAGCAGGAUGAAGCUGAACGGCGGAGGUUAGAAAAGGAAGAGGAAAACAUGACUCCAGAGCAGAAAUUAGCCGAAAAACUUCGGCUUCAGAAACUGCAAGAGGAAUCCGACUUGAAGAAUGCCAUGGACACAUUCGGAGUGACCUCCCUCGCUGGUGGAAUCGACGGAAUGCAUCCUACCACUAAGGAAGAAUUUAUCGAACUGUCCGAUGCCAUCACCAAGAAGCUCUCAAACUACAAAAACAGCACUGAGUAUUGCGCCUUUUUGGAGGAUCUUGUCACCAAGUUGUUCGCCAGUUUGCCAUCGGCCAACAUUAGGAAAGUCAAAGGUAUUCUGGACAAUCUUUAUUUAGAGAAGCAGAAGUUAGAAAAGGGAGAUAAACCCAAGAAAAAGGCAGGCGGAAAAGUCAAGGCCAGACUAAGGAUGGAUGGCGAAAAUCAAAACUUUGACGAAUACGCUCCCAAAUACGACGAUUUUGAUGAGUACGACGAUUUUAUGUAACAUUCGCUGUAAGUAGACAAAAUGAGUAAAAUUCGCUCGGACGUGGCCAGGAGUGCACGUAAUUGACUUACGUUCCGAAGCGGGAAAAAUCGAACGCUCAUCUAGCAGAAAUAAACCCUCCCCCUCAAAACACAGGAAUUACCAUAACUUUCUUGCAUAACCAAUCAAAAGGAUGAAAAAGAGACUUUGUUGAUACUUCGAAUUAUGUGCGUUUUUUUUUGGCUCGCUUUUGUUCACAACCCUUCGUUUUACGUUUGCCAGCCGAUGAACAGCCCGCUGUUGUGUUGUCCGCCGUGAAAGAUAAUUCCAUCCCUCAUUGCAAUUAGAAUAAUCAAUUGUCUACGUUUUUUCUAUUUAGUCAUUUCAACUAAUGUAGUAGCUCUUAAAUAGGAUGUUGGCUGGAACAAACAGCUGUGCUGGACGAGGAGAAUAAGGAAUUAGGAUUUUCAAUUUAGACUGUUGUACACCACGCUAGAAAAACAAAACUAGGGCGAAAAAGGAGCACACGACAAAGGCCAAACUUAUAAAAAAUAGAAACCAUACCGUUGCAAAACCACAAAGUAUGAUUUUAGCGAUCGAAAAGUGUACCCAAGUUGUGGUCGUUGAAGGCAAGCUACACACACUACUGGUAGGUUGGAUAGUGUUUCUGAGAAUGUGUAAAUAGGUGAUAAAAACGUUUGAAUUAAAGUUUCGGCGCCGAAGAACAGAA
Aedes albopictus (Asian tiger mosquito) is the source of this 1593-nucleotide messenger RNA. RefSeq names its product eukaryotic translation initiation factor 3 subunit J (gene eIF3j). Gene Ontology annotation, molecular function: translation initiation factor activity. The record is from RefSeq and is a predicted model, not a curated record. NCBI's taxonomy places the organism in Eukaryota, Metazoa, Arthropoda, Insecta, Diptera, Culicidae. The coding region runs from base 159 to 884 and encodes 241 amino acids. The transcript is spliced from 6 exons. Gene Ontology annotation, cellular component: cytoplasm; eukaryotic translation initiation factor 3 complex.